Molecule: messenger RNA, 4410 nt
Organism: Pimephales promelas (fathead minnow)
Lineage: Eukaryota; Metazoa; Chordata; Actinopteri; Cypriniformes; Leuciscidae
Gene: tbx15
Product: T-box transcription factor 15
Biological process (GO): regulation of transcription by RNA polymerase II; positive regulation of DNA-templated transcription; cell fate specification
Cellular component (GO): chromatin; nucleus
Molecular function (GO): DNA-binding transcription factor activity, RNA polymerase II-specific; RNA polymerase II cis-regulatory region sequence-specific DNA binding
Source: RefSeq, a predicted model, not a curated record
UUUGGCUACUUACGGCUGGAAAACUUAAACAUUGUGUUAUUAUUAUUAUUAUUAUUAUUAUUUGUCUACACAAUAAGCAAAACAUAGGCUAUUAAUUAAUAUUUUAUAUUAAUAUAGUAGCCUAAUGUUACUAAUUGCUUGAAACAUUGAUGAAAACAUGAAACAUAAAAACAAUGAAAAGCAUAAAACAAUCAGAAUUGUAUGCUAUAUUUUUUAUGACUUUAACGUAAAACCUCACGUUGAAGGUGUUUGUGCUUUGUGGAACCUAUCUGUAGCCACGCACGAAUAGUGGUGAUGGAGUAGGACAUGCAAUCUGUAUAAAAACUAAGGCCUUAACUUCAAGAGGAAUAUAUGGGACACUUGUAAGUCUUAGAACAGUCUUCCAUGUGGUAUUUAUCAAGUUUAAUAUUUAUCUCAGUGAAUAAUCGAACUGAUAAUAAAGUGCAUCAUCAUGCAAUCAAGCUUGUAGCCUAUAUAUAGACAUGUCAAUAAAAGAAAGAAAAUCAUAUUUUUAUGCUUAUACAUUUUAUUAAUUAUCAACCAACAUUUUAAAGGUCAAAUAUGUUUAGUCUACCAGACAUUUGGCGCUGACCCACCCGGACGAAUGAUAAAAACUUAAGACAAAAAAAAAAAAAGAUGUAUAUAGUAGGCUACUAAGAGCGGUCUAAUUUAGUAACUAUAAAAAGUAAUUAUUUGUCCCCCACUAUGGAGCAAAAACCAAUGAUUUCGGAACAGAUAGCCAUUAAUCUGCUUGUUAAAUCGAAUGAGUUUAAUUCACUGUAAAAUGACCAUCUCCAAAUUCCAGCUCACCGUUUCUUCACCAUUAUUUCACUACUGUUCCAUUGGACAACAUAUUUUGGUUAUUUCCCUUCCUGCGUUUCCCAUUGGUCGUUCUGGGUUUGACAAACAGUAAGAGGGUUGCCCUUAACGCUUCGAAAAAAGUUUUCCAGAAGUGAAUAUCAAUCAGAGAGAACUCAACGACAGAAAAAGAGACGUAGCGAAGUUGGACGGAGACGCAAAACUUUGAGAUAUAUUAACAAACUAACUUCUCGGAAAAGAUAUUCAGCUAAAGUCUCAUCUUUGGGAAUGGGUUCUUUUAUUUUUAAGCCUUUAAAAGGCUUACAUUAGACUUGGGUUUGGAUUACCGUCGUCACCGGAGACCUAAAUCCACCCGACAUAAACAUUUUGCGCGUGCGGCAUUCCUGCGCCUGCCGCCCGGACGGAGUUUCUAUUUGUCCUCCGUUGGAUUUGCAGUGGGAGAGAUGAGUGACAGGAGACGAUCCGCUGCCGCGCUGAGUUCACGAGCGCACGCCUUUUCGGUAGAAGCCCUGAUCGGGACAAACAAGAAGCGGAAGCUCCGGGGCUGGGAAGAAAAAGAACUGGAGCUGUCUAUGGAGAGCCUCGCGAGCAACGAACAGUUGGGAGACGGCGAGGAUCCAGCUAAUUGUCUGGAUAUCGAUCCGGAUUCGGAGGCCAGUCCAGGCUCUGACGGCGAGGGUUUGGCGGAGAGGACGUCCUGCUCAUUCGGCUCCCCGGCGGACCUGACCCCUGCCGCCUGCGACCCUUCACCCUCAGCCUCUAUGGAGGAGAUCCAGGUGGAGCUGCAGUGCGCUGACUUGUGGAAACGCUUCCACGACAUUGGUACAGAAAUGAUCAUCACAAAGGCAGGAAGGAGAAUGUUCCCUGCUAUGAGAGUUAAAAUCGUCGGAUUGGAUCCACAUCAGCAGUAUUACAUUGCCAUGGACAUUGUACCAGUGGACAACAAGAGAUACAGGUAUGUGUAUCACAGCUCAAAGUGGAUGGUGGCGGGAAACGCAGAUUCCCCAGUGCCGCCCAGGGUCUAUAUCCACCCGGAUUCACUGGCUUCAGGAGACACCUGGAUGAGACAAGUGGUCAGUUUUGACAAACUCAAACUCACCAACAACGAGCUGGAUGAUCAAGGCCAUAUCAUCCUGCACUCGAUGCACAAGUAUCAGCCCCGUGUCCACGUGAUCCGAAAAGACUUCAGCAGCGAGCUUUCUCCAACCAAACCUGUUCCUACAGGGGAAGGAGUAAAGACGUUCAGCUUCCCAGAGACCGUCUUCACUACGGUCACAGCCUACCAGAACCAACAGAUUACCCGCCUAAAGAUUGACCGCAACCCAUUUGCCAAAGGAUUCCGGGACUCGGGGAGAAACAGGACUGGGUUGGAGGCAAUAAUGGAGACAUAUGCUUUCUGGAGACCUCCAGUGAGGACGCUGACUUUUGAGGACUUCACGAACAUGCAGAAACAGCAAGGAGGGAGCACUGGCACCUCUCCCACUACCUCCAGCACUGGCACUCCAUCUCCCUCCGGUGCGACACACCUUCUCUCCCCGUCCUGUUCCCCUCCUACUUUCCAUCUGGCACCCAACACCUUCAAUGUGGGCUGCAGGGAGAGCCAGCUGUGUAACCUGGGCUUGUCCGAGUACCCCGCAUGUGCCAGAAGCAACAUGGCCGCCCUGCAGGGCUACGGAGGACUAGCCGACGGCUCCUACGGCCGCCUCCAGACCACAGGAGGCACUGUAACCUCUGCCCAGGCUUCUGAUUCCUUCUUGCCUCAGAGGACUUCCUCUCUCCUCGCUGCAGGAAUGCAGGGAGGGGCUCACGCCUCAUUGGCUGCUGGUAACAGCAGCGGUUGUAGCGGCGGGGGUAAAAUGGAUGCAUAUGGAAGUCAGCUGGCCUCUUUUCCCGCAUCCCAGCUACAGUACGUCAUGCAGGCAGGGGCGAGCUCCGCCUCUGGGUCAUCAGCUUCAUCCAGCUCAUCCCCGUCCUCCGCGCAUAUGUUCUCUGGGAGCCAUCAUCACGUGCAGCAGAGCACAUACAACGCUUUUUCCCUUCACAAUCCCUACAACCUGUAUGGAUACAACUUCCCGGCAUCACCGCGCCUGGCUGCCAGCCCAGAGAAGCCUCAGGGUGGCUUACUGUGCUCUUCCUCCUCUGCCGGAGCAUUUGCGGAACGUCAAUACCUGUCCAACAGUGGCAUGGACGGUAUGCACAUGAUGAGCAACCCCGCGGGCAGCCAACAGGGGGCCGGCAGCUGUGACGGCCGCCAGUAUGGCUCGUCUUCACAGAUGUCCAUGCACAUGGUUUGAAGUGCUUGAAAAAGUGAAAUAAACCAAAAAAAACAUUAACAGCUGCUGCAAUUUUUUGCUCAGUGUUACAGGGUUUUAAGAGUUUUAAUAUUCAAAAUGUCUGAUAUAUUGGCAUGAGCAUUUCACCAUCGUGAUAUUGGAGACACCAGCCAUUCAAUGUGGACUUAUUGUCAUCUCAUUGCCAUAUAACUCAUCAGACUAUAAUGAAGUUAAAGUGUUACCUGUGUUCAUCUCUUACAUAAUAUGCCGUCAAUAGCAAAUGGAUAUACAAGUUAAAAAUUACUCUUCAAACUCGACUGUUGUUGUUGCUGGCCCACCGACCUCAACGAUGUGCAAAACUGAACUAAGUCAAAUGAGGUCUGAUUUUUAGAAGAUGGAUUCUGGUGAGGAUUCAUAUUUGGUGCAAUAAUAACAGCAAUAAUGGACCCAUAACUGUCAAACAUUAACAAAGACAUCACCCAGAACAAAACAUAUCCUCAAAACUGUGACGAAUAAAUGUUGUCAGUAUGACGUUUUUGUUGUUGAUAAUAUUCAAUGCUUGUCAUAGAGGUUGCGAUGCGAUGUUGGAAACCGGACUCUCUCAGGAUGGCAAAGUUAAAUCCUCCUGUAAUAACAGGGUCUCUGUGUGUUUCUGGCAAUUUGUUUAUGAAAUGCUGAACCUUUGCCUAUUGGUUUGGAAAUGGCUUAACCAUAUCCUGAGUGGAACAUAAACAUAUAAACAAUAGUGAAUGCACGUAAAGCACAUAGGUUUUAAAUUGUUGUGUGGAGAAAAACCAUAGGAAAACAAGGUAAUUAAGGUAUAUGCUCUGGAGUGUUUGUAAAUGAAUAUAUUUAAAUGCUAAGCAAUUAUAUGGCCAGUGUAUGUUGAAUUAAAACUAGUGUGGGAGGAAUGAACAAAUGUUGUUUUAGGCUUUUGAGGCUGUAAAUACAAGUGCCAAGCACAUAAAGCUCAUUAAAUAAACAUUAAAAGUUCUCUUUAUGUUUCUUGGAAAAAACAAAAAAACAAAAACAAAACAAAAAAACAAGCAUGUUUUGUUGCUUUUGGUUGUGGUUUUGAAAGUAUAUCAUACAGUAGAUGGAUCAGAAAUCAUCACAGAUCAAAAUAUGGACCUACAAAGUGAAUAUUUAUGUAGCCUAUAUAUUUGAACAGUUUAAUAAAUUAAAAUUAAUCCAUACAUGCCUUUUCAUACAGAAAGCAAGAGGAUCAAAAUGAAGUUCUAAUCCUCACAAUCUGAAAACCAUUACUAGUCCUACAAAAAAAGAAAGAAAAGCUUUUACUAAUUAAAUGCCAAUCUAU